GUUGCGCGCCAGGCCCUCGCCGAUCCUCCGCGAGUAGAGCGACUACAAUGUGCCUUUCAGAGAGCUUGAAAUAAGGGCAGUGAGCCCUACAAACUACAUUUCCCAUAAUGCUUGGCUGGCUGCAACCGGGAGAAAAGCGUUUGUUUUGGCGAGCGCGCGGGCUUUGAAAGAAAAUGGCGGAACGUCUAAGUGAAAAGUUUGAGGGGCAUGGCGAUAUCCAACACACGGGCACAUCAGAGGAAGUUUCACAAGGGACUAAAAGGCCACCAUCAGACAGAGCCCCAAGCCCAGAGCCUCUGCCGAAGUCACCUCGUACUUUGUCUCCCUCAGCUGUCAGACCCACUUCAGAAGGAGAGAAGCAACCGGACGAGCCCAAGUCAAACGGUGCACAGGACAGCAGUGGAGGGAGAGUAACAGACGAAGUGGCACCAGAUCUUAGCCCUUGCUCACGUAGGAAGUCCUGGAGGAGGUCAACUAGAGGCAGGAGAUCACUCCCUUCCCUGGCCAGCACCUCCCAUUCUCUGUGUAAAUCUAUCAGCCAAGACUUGCGUGAUGAUGAGAGGCUGGAGAAACUAAUGGAAACUGCGAUGCAGCACACAGUGAGGAGGCUGCGGGACACACUCUGUACUCUCCCCGGGGCUGAUUUAGAGUCACUGCAGACACAAGUUGAUUGUUUACAGAGGGAAUGGAACAGUGUGGCUAAAAACAUUAGGGAAGAAAAUUUACUUUCAGUCUCUAGCACUAACAGCAACCCUGCUAUUCAGAAAGCCAUUGAACGCACAAAAGAGGCCAGCAGCAGGUUACAGGCUGAGAGUUCUUCUUGGGAGUCCCUGCUCAACAAACACCGCACUAAAGCUGAAGAACUGGCCAAACGAGUGGAGCAGGGCCAGGAGAGGGGCGUGAUGCUGGACACAUCCAGCAUCGCCCAGUCCUCCCAGAGCAAACUUCUCCUGAACAAACCCGACUACCACGCGGUCCUAAGCCGGCAGCAGAGGGUGCUCAGUACAAUGGAGCUGGUGAUGGACUCUCAGUGCAUGAUGUUGAAGGAGCUUCUGUCCUUCCAAGAGCAGUCUCAGUUAAUGGUGAAGGAGACCAGUGCUAGAUUGGCUCGCAGUGCUGGAAUCCAGGACCUGCCUUCUUCCCCAGUGAGGCAUUUUCUUAGUGGUGCUUUGCCUACUGAAUCGUCCUAGUUAUCCUGUGAUGUUUCCCAAAGGACCCAGCAUUCAGAGACUGUAAAGUGUCCAUUUUAACAGGGCAGUAAAUACUGUUGUGUGUUUUUGUGUACAUAUAUAAACACUUGUUCGUUCGUAUUAAACUUGUCAAAUAUAAAUAUGCGACAACAAAAAUACAACAUUUUAAGACUGAGACAUGUUAUUGCGAUUGGGUGACUACACCUUCUAGAAUCCAUAUGGUGAUCAUAAUGGUUAUUAUGAGAAAUGGAUGCAUUAUUACAAUUUUAUGAAGACAUUUUCAAGGACUGGUGAGUUGGGAUUGACCAAGGAGAGACACUGAACACUAGGUGGCAAUAUAGGUAUUCAUUUACAGGUACAUCUCAAUAAAUUAGAAUAUCUUUGAAAGUUAAUUUAUGUCAGUAGUUCAAUUCAA
Messenger RNA from Electrophorus electricus (electric eel), 1605 nucleotides. RefSeq names its product DSN1 component of MIS12 kinetochore complex (gene dsn1). The record is from RefSeq and is a predicted model, not a curated record. Gene Ontology annotation, cellular component: MIS12/MIND type complex. NCBI's taxonomy places the organism in Eukaryota, Metazoa, Chordata, Actinopteri, Gymnotiformes, Gymnotidae. Gene Ontology annotation, biological process: cell division; chromosome segregation.